Molecule: messenger RNA, 3508 nt
Organism: Porites evermanni
Lineage: Eukaryota; Metazoa; Cnidaria; Anthozoa; Scleractinia; Poritidae
Source: the annotation of a GenBank genome assembly
GUACCUGGCUUAAAGAAUUCUGUCAUUGUGGGAAAUAAUUCUGAAUACUUGUCUAACUUGACCAACUGGAUAAAACCUAUUAAGAGUGACAGUGAUUGGAAACUCUGCUGGAGAGCAUCACGUGAUGGCUGGAGUAGCAGUCGAUUCCAUUCCCUAUGUGACGAGAAAGGACCAACAGUUACUAUUGUAAAGGUCGGAAAGUAUAUCUUUGGAGGUUACACCAGUUUAUCAUGGAGUAAGUAUUCUAGUCUUAGUUUGCGUGUUUAAAGUGUCCGGAUUGUCGCAUUUCAGUUGUACUAUUUAUUUGAAGUUUCAUUUUUCUUUUUCCUAAAGUCAUCAUUUGUUCAAACUGGCACAUGCAUUUUUAUUCGUUUUGGCCUUGGUCCAAGAUGAACGAUCAAAAAUAGAAGUUUUAUUAGUUGAAGGCAUUCGAAACCCGAUUCUCGAAUGUAGGAUCCUUGGGUAACGAAUUAGGUUUAGAUCGCGUUAUUGUGGAAAGCCAUCAAAGAUUUUUGACCUGGCUGCAUGCAUUAACAAACAACAACGCGGUAAAAUUAAAAACAUCACUUCCAAGGAUCGAUAGGCCAGCUGGGAACGAAAAUUUACCACCAGACAUGCGUUUUCGAUGGCUGAGACGGUGGACGCUUAAAAUGGUGAAUAUGUGGACCCGGAGCUUUUGAUGAGUUUAUAUUAACACGAAAACGCCGAAGGUUUUGGGAAACGCAUUAGUGAACACGCUGGCCUUACAGAGACGAUUUGUUGGAUUCUUUCUAUUCUUUAUUUAGCUUCUAAUUGCUUUGGCUAUCAGUACGAUCCACAAGCCUUUUUGUUCUCGCUGGUAAACAAGCCAGGAUGGGCACCUGUAAAGUUGAAUCAGACGGGAUUGUAUGGCUAUCUCCAAUCGCAUUCCAUAUACACCUGUUACUUUUAUGCUGUUAAUGGUCCUACGUUUGGAAAAGGUCAUGACUUGCGAGUCUCUGCAUACAGGUAUUAUUUAAAUCUCGGCUACACGUACAGUCCACCGAGCGGCUAUAGCUAUGGAAGCAGCUUUGCUCAGUCAUUUCUGGCAGGAUCUUCUCGAUUCAAUCCGGAUGAAAUCGAAACGUUUUAUGACGUAGCCUUUACAUCACAAGGUAGGUUCGAGGAUGAGCUAGCGUCACUAUAUAUUAUACAUAAUUUUUUACGGGAAUUUUAAAAACUGAUAAGUAAUCUAGCCUUUUUAAAAAGUUGCAGGGAUUGAUCAAAACACUAAUUUCAACAACAAAUUUUCAACGUAUAUCUUCUUCAGAACUUUUCAUUUCAUGUCAAAAACGCCUAAAAAUUGGGUUACCGUUCUUGCUUGAGACGCGUAAAACCAACUAAAGGCCGUUAAUACACCCUAGUAAAUGUUUCUGGCCUCCGUCAUGCCAGGCAAACACUAAUUUCAACAACAAAUUUCCAACGUAUAUCUUCUUCAGAACUUUUCAUUUCAUGUCAAAAACGCCUAAAAAUUGGGUUACCGUUCUUGCUUGGGACGCGUAAAACCAACUAAAGGCCGUUAAUACACCCUAGUAAAUGUUUCUGGCCUCCGUCAUGCCAGGCAUUAAACCUCGCCAACCCUUGUGUGGAAGGGUCAAGGGACUGGCAAAAUUUGUUCGCUGUACCGAGGUUUCGUUAUACAUCAAGGUUCUUUUGAUAUAUUUUAGUAUUAAUGGGGUAAAGAAAUUCGUUCGUUAGGCCAAGGACUUCGCUAUAUAGAGGUUCGCCGGUUAUAUCGAGGUUCCAAUGUAUACCCACAUUUACUAAUUGCAAUCAGAGAGAUGUCUAAAACAAAUAGCGAUAGACGACAACGGCUGACUUCACAGCUAACAGGUGACAGGUAGCUACGGUUGAUCGAAAAAAGAUGUCAUAAAUUCGUUGGAAAAUUUCAUGCCAGGCUCAUGAUAUUCAUAAUGUAACGAUUUUGAAAUUCAAAUCUUCUAGAAGAAAACAUAAGCGCGCUGACUAGUUUAGGAGACAAUUUAAAAACCUAAGGUACUGUCCACGCUAUCUAAAAAACAUCCACAACUUCAGCAAGAACAAUCAGUCCAAGUUACACGGCUUCAACGACGGCGUCGCCAAGUUUAUCGCCAUUCCAAAAGAACUUUACCCUUUUAUUUCUAUACCUCUCAUCGGUGAAACGGUUUUAUUCAAAAUAUUUAUGUAGUUCUCCAUUCAUUAUUUUCGUAUUUUUCUCUUGAUGAGCCUCCAUGACGUUUGUUAUGUUUGUUUAGAGACCUGUGGAAAACCCAAAAAAGACACUCUGAUAUCACCCUUCUUUAAUAAUUAGCAAACGCUACAAGUAUCUCUGUACAUGCACCUUUUAAAGGCGGGCGUACAAUCUUAAGCUAUCUUACGUUGCAGUUUAAGGUGUUUCGAUACAGUUUUUCUAAGAAUGGCAAAGAUUUUUCAUCGUCUUAAAAGUGAUUUUAUUCUCAAUUGUCCGAACACUAUGAAAUUAUCACCACUGACUGAUUUUGGAUUGAAGUUUCAUAAAAUUUAGUUUGAUAAAUAAAAUCGACAUCACUAUUACAAAAAGCAAACAAUUAAAACGUUGAAAUCGGUAAAAGCCUAAUUUUGCGCGAUCUAGACUAGUCCUGCUACUGAGGUCCCACAUCAAGAACUUUUAUUUGCUGUUUAGCAAACAACCUCCGUGAGAAGUAAAAAAAUCUGUAUAAUUUUGGAUUGGAACAAAACGUAAAUCUAAUUCAAACCUUAUAUUUUCAAAAGCCGUUAUAAAUUAUGUAGUAAAAAAGUUCUGAAUUACUCAAACUAAUCUUAAAUAGCGUCAGAAUUUAAUAUCAUAUUUCAAUGCUAGGAUAUUUUGGUGUAUUUUCCAGAUUUUCUUUUGCGAAUUUGAAAACUAACCUUUUUUGUCACCACCUGUCUAAGUGCAACUUUAUUGUUCUAAAUUUUGACUUUUAUUGCUUCUCUAUAUAUUGAACGACUCGACAGAAUCCUUUUUAAACCUCAUCACAAAAUCUUCACGUUGUAUGUUAUAAUGUCUGAAACUUUCAUGAACAUUGAUUCACCGCAAUACCUUUAAAUUUCAAGACGAACCUAACCUACAAACCGGUCAAAAAUUCGCGUUACAACAUUCACUGUUUUGACGUUAUGCUAACGGUUUCCAAAUUAAUGCCCACCAUACAUACCUCCAUGAUUAGUACAUUUCAGUGAGGGGACUUUAGGGAGAUAAAAUCCAAAAAAUCUUCCGGAGGAGCAUGCCCCCUUGGCGCUCGUUUAGGAAAUCGGUCCAGUCAACCUAGAUUCGCGCCUGCAUCCAAUGAUCUUUUUUUAACAAAUACAUUUUUGUGGUGUCGUUUUUGUUUUGUCCGCUUUAGUAACUGGUUUAAAUAAUUCUGUCAUUGUGGGAAAUAAUUCUGAAUACUUGGCUAACUUGACCGAUUGGAUAAAACCCAGAAGAAGUGAAAAUGAUUGGAAACUCUGCUGGAGAGCAUCACGGGAUAACAACCAAUUCCAUUCCCUGUGA